GAAAGUAUCGGGUUUAAGGAAAAGGGAGGCAUUUCGGGUUAGAGGCGGGCCGUUUCAGCUCCGGCAGAGCAAGCCACGGAAAACACAGUCGAUUUUUCCAGGGAAUAAAGUUCUUAGUUCUCAUAGUAUUCGGGAUGAAGAAGGUUCCAAGGAUCGUGGUGGUGGGGGCAGGAAUAGCAGGAAUCGGAGCCGCUUCCGCACUUCGGGAUGCUGGAUUCACUGAUGUGACUAUCCUGGAAGCCACGGAAGAGAUUGGGGGAAGAAUUGGCAAAUUUCAGCUGGGAAAAGCUUGGAUAGACACAGGAGCUCAAUAUAUCCAUGGGACCAGUGAGACAAACCCUGUUUACUGCCUCAGCAAGAAAUUUGGCAUUUUAGACAAUGUUCCUCAUGAGGAAGGAAGGUGGAGUAUUUUAAGUGAAAAGGGCAGCAGAAUCGAUGAGGACUUUGCAGAGCGUGUGUAUGAAGCAGGAGAAAAGCUCAUCAGGAAGCGGUAUGAAGAUCACCAAAGAAGCAUUGGGGAGCAUUUUGUAGAAGAGGCCCAAAAGCUGGUAGCGAGCUGGGAGGUCAGCACCGAGGAAAAGAGGCUGAUAAACGGAAUCUUGAGUAUUGUUGGAAAAGACCUGCUUAUAGACAUUGGAGCCUCUGACCUCAAUAGCGUAUCACUGGGAUCGUGGAAGUACUUCCAAGGCGAUAAUAACGAGGAUCUAAACAUUGAAGGGUACAUGUUUGAUUUGCCAUCCAAACUACUGAAGGAGUUUCCAGAUGAAUUUUUACUUCUGAAGAAGCCUGUGAGGAAGAUUGAGUGGGAUGGCUCCUUCAGAACUGGGAAUGGAGAACAGCACCCAGUGCGUGUGGAGUUUGGAGAUGAGGAGGAGAUACUUGCUGAUCAUGUUGUGGUGACUAUCUCCUUGGGCUGCCUGAAAGCACAGGCCUCCACACUUUUCAGUCCUCAACUCCCUGAACACAAGCUUCAGGCCAUUGACCAUGUCAGGUUUGGCGUGCUCACUAAGAUCUUCUUGGUGUACGAGGAGGCUUUCUGGAGCGAUGAUGUGAGUGAGAUCAGUCUGUUGUGGGAGGAUGAGUCUCCUGUUUCGUUGGAUGCUGACCCUGCCCAUUGGAUUAAGCGCUUACAUUUCUUCUCCGUCAUGAAACCCAAGGAGAAAUUUGGCAAUGUUCUAAUUGGAUGGUGUGCAGGAAGGGUUGGGGAGCUGACAGAAACCAUGAAGGAAGAAGAUCUCUUGGCGGCCAUUACUGAACACCUCAGAGCAUUUACUCGGAACCCAUCUCUCCCUCCCCCCAAAAGCAUGUUCCGCACACAGUGGCACAGUAACCCCUUUACCCGGGGGGCUUACACUUACCUCCCCGUUGGCACUGACGCUGAGGUUAUGGACACGCUGGCACUGCCCCUCUCUGGCACCAAGGCCACCAAUCCGGAUCUCCAGGUGCUGUUUGCUGGAGAAGCUACCAUGAAGAGCCUGUACAGCACAGUGCAGGGGGGCCUGCUGUCUGGGCAAAGGGAAGCACAGAGGCUUGUUCAGCAUUACGGAAAGGCGGCAUCUCCUGCCUCACACUGCCCACUCCCAGCUCAGCACCAAGGAGAGCCUCUGGAGCCCCAAACAGUACUGUGAUGUCAUUGAAAGAGUACUAUGACAUCAUUCAAACAGUACUAUGACGUCAUUCAAACAGUACUAUGACGUCAUUCAAAGACUCUCUGAUGCUUAGCUUCAAGCUAAAACUAAUUGAUUUACUAGACAACUGACAAGGCUUGUUAGUUUUUCUUCUAGAAAUUAAACUAUGCUAUGUUAAAUAUCAAAUUAAAAUAUAGUCUACUAAGUGCUAUUUUAAUAUAGUAAUACUAAUAUUAGCAGUGCAAAAUGAAGAAUGUUUGUCUGGCCAAUUUUGUUUAUGCAAGUUAUUGAUAAACUACUGGAACUAAUAAAAAUAUAUAUUUUUUAAACUA
Molecule: messenger RNA, 1960 nt
Organism: Brienomyrus brachyistius
Lineage: Eukaryota; Metazoa; Chordata; Actinopteri; Osteoglossiformes; Mormyridae
Gene: paox1
Product: polyamine oxidase (exo-N4-amino) 1
Exons: 8
Coding region: 135-1628 (497 amino acids)
Molecular function (GO): polyamine oxidase activity
Source: RefSeq, a predicted model, not a curated record